AUGGUCAAACCGGAGCGCGGCGACCUCGACGGUCCGCAGUUCCGGGCCCUGGCCGACAUCAUGCGCAAGUACACCGGCGGCCGUGCCCGGGCAACGCAGGAACAGAACCUCGUGCUGCGGUUCAUUCACGAGAGUUCGCUUCACGCCGUAUGGGAAGCCCUGGACAGCAUUGGCCUCGCCGAACCGGACUCGCGGUCCAUCACCAACGUGGUCUCGUGCCCCGGCACCGACAGCUGCAAGCUGGGCAUCACCUCGUCCAUGGGCCUGGCGAAGGCGCUCCGGGAUGAGAUGGACGAAUGGAGCGGCGACCUGAUGGACGACCAGGGCGUGAAGGACAUCCGCAUCAAGAUGUCCGGCUGCCCCAACGGUUGCGGCCUGCACCACAUCGCAAACAUCGGCUUCCACGGCGCUGCACUCAAGGGCCCCGACGGUCAGCAGGUACCGGCCUACGAGCUGUUCCUGGGCGGCAACUACGGGGACAACCGGGUCGAGGAUUCCCGAGUCGGUACUCGCAUCCCGAGGGUGAAGGUCCCGGCGAAGGCGGCGCCCAGCGUCCUCAAGACCAUUGUUAGCUAUUACAAGGACAACCGCGCCGACAAGACGGAAAAGUUCAACCAGUUCCUCGACCGUGUGGGAUUGGAGCAGUUGACCGAGGUCGCCAUCGCCGCCGAGGAAUCGGCCAAGGAGGCGGCCCCCGGCUCCGACAUGUAUGUCGACUGGGAGCGAACCAACAUCUACAAGCUGGAGCGCGGCGAAGGCGAGUGCGCCGUUUAG
Messenger RNA from Geodia barretti, 774 nucleotides. The record is from the annotation of a GenBank genome assembly. NCBI's taxonomy places the organism in Eukaryota, Metazoa, Porifera, Demospongiae, Tetractinellida, Geodiidae.